AUGGCCACCGACGCUUCUAUUUCAAGCAUCAAAUUGAUGAAUCAGAACCUUGUUAAGUUAGACCGUUUCGAUGGAACAAACUAUACCCGCUGGCAAGACAAAAUGACAUUUCUUCUAACCGCCCUGAAAAUUCAAUAUGUCUUGGAUCUUGAUUUGGAGGCAAUUUCAGAACCAACUGAGAAUGACACUGAUGAAGUAAAAAAGGAGAGAAAGAAACGAAAAGAAGAUGAACUGCUUUGUCGUGGACACAUCUUGAACACAUUAUUUGAUCGUCUCUAUGAUCUCUACACCAAUACUGCAUCCGCAAAGGAAAUCUGGAACGCACUCGAAUUCAAAUUCAAGGCCGAAGAAGAAGGUACGAAAAAGUUUUUAAUAUCUAAAUACUUUGAUUUUAAGAUGUUGGAUUCCAAGCCGAUUCUUGCACAAGUACACGAGUUACAGGUUCUUGUGAAUAAAAUAAAAGCCGUGAAAAUUGAAAUUUCUGAAGCAUUCCAAGUCGGUGCAAUAAUAGCAAAAUUGCCACCUUCGUGGAAAGGAUACAUAAAGAAAUUGCUGCAUAGUUCUGAGGACUUUUCUUUGGAGAAACUUCAUAAACACCUUCGUAUCGAGGAGGAAACGAAGGAUCGAGAAAAAACUGAGUCUGCUGGAUUUGCUAAAGCAAAUGCUGUUGCCGCUAAAGGAAAGAAAAAUAUGAUGGCAUGA
This is a messenger RNA of Lathyrus oleraceus (garden pea), 702 nucleotides long. RefSeq lists its product as uncharacterized. The record is from RefSeq and is a predicted model, not a curated record. The transcript has a single exon. NCBI's taxonomy places the organism in Eukaryota, Viridiplantae, Streptophyta, Magnoliopsida, Fabales, Fabaceae. The coding region runs from base 1 to 702 and encodes 233 amino acids.